Messenger RNA from Rodentolepis nana, 552 nucleotides. The record is from the annotation of a GenBank genome assembly. Lineage: Eukaryota; Metazoa; Platyhelminthes; Cestoda; Cyclophyllidea; Hymenolepididae.
AUGAGCGGUCAGCGAAAGAGUUGUUCCUUCGAAAUUUCUUUCGAUGAGCGGGACGUAUCUUCCGUUCCUAAACCGCAGCUCUCUGCUAAGAAAGCCGCGGAUACUCCAAAAAAGGAUAUAACCGUAAAGAUGGAAGAAGUUAGUCGCAGGAAAUCGGAUCUUCUACAGCAUACUCGGGAAAGGUGUGAAGCCCACCAUCAGCACGUGAAGUCUGUUAUUGAGGAACUCAACGCUAAGCGAGAUAGUCUGAAAAUUGAAUUAAUUGAAACCUCAGAAAUGAAGGAUGAGUUGGCUUCAAUGCGUCGUCGUCAAACUCUUGAGGAUAAGAUUGAGUCUGCCAAAAAGGAUCUUGAGCGAGUCGAUAUUGUUAGGAAAUCCCUAGCUGAAGAGACUGAACGGAAAAAGAAUGAACUUGAUGAAGACAUGGCUAAUAAGGAGAAUAAUAGGCGUUCUCUCCUUAUGAGUGUUAAGGAAACAUGCCAAUCCGAGCUGGAAAAGGUUGAGUCUGCUCGACUGCGACGCACCUCAAUGACCGAGACUUUGGACGAAUAA